AUGCCGACCCCCGAAUCCGACCUCUUCAAGGCCUCGAAGCCUACAGUUCCAUCCACCUUCGACGGCGUUGACUACGAUGACAACAAAGCUCUCAAGGCAGCACAGGACAGCAUCAUCCGCGAACAAUGGGUACAGAGCAUGAUGGCGAGGUUAAUACGAGAGGAGAUGGGAAAAUGCUACUAUCAGCAUGGCGUGAAUCAUUUGGAGAAGUGUGGGCACUUGCGAGAGAGGUAUUUGCAACAAUUGGGCAAGGCGAAGAUUCGGGGUUACCUGUUUGAUCAGCAGAACUAUGUCUCACAGAAGUAG
This is a messenger RNA of Recurvomyces mirabilis, 306 nucleotides long. RefSeq lists its product as uncharacterized. Lineage: Eukaryota; Fungi; Ascomycota; Dothideomycetes; Mycosphaerellales; Teratosphaeriaceae. The record is from RefSeq and is a predicted model, not a curated record. The transcript has 2 exons. The coding region runs from base 1 to 306 and encodes 101 amino acids.